Messenger RNA from Dothidotthia symphoricarpi CBS 119687, 894 nucleotides. RefSeq names its product 3-oxoacyl-reductase. The transcript is spliced from 4 exons. The coding region runs from base 1 to 894 and encodes 297 amino acids. NCBI's taxonomy places the organism in Eukaryota, Fungi, Ascomycota, Dothideomycetes, Pleosporales, Dothidotthiaceae. Gene Ontology annotation, molecular function: oxidoreductase activity. The record is from RefSeq and is a predicted model, not a curated record.
AUGGCUGACAAAGGACAAUUCGAGCCAGGCUACCAGCCCAAGGUACAGCAUCAGGAGGCCCCAGGUUGGACAGGCAAGAUGGACCCAGAGCCAGAGCCAGACCACCUACCUACUGCCGAAGGAGGCAAGGAGCUCUACAAGGCCGCUGGCAAGCUCAAGGGCAAGAAGGCCAUCAUCACUGGCGGAGACUCCGGCAUUGGCCGCUCAAUUGCGAUCUUGUUCGCCAUGGAGGGUGCUGAUAGCUUCAUUGCGUAUCUGCCCGAGGAGGAGGAAGACGCACAGGAAACUAAGAAAUUGGUCGAGGCCAAGGGUCAAAAAUGCUACUGCUACCCAACCGAUUUGAAGGACCGUGUGAACUGCAAGAAGGUUAUCGAUGAGGCACUGAAACAGAUGGGCGGUAUCGACAUCUUGAUUAACAACCACGCUUACCAGAUGAUGGUUGAGAACAUCAAGGAUCUCGAUGAGGAUCAGUGGGUACACACCUUCAACACCAACAUUCACCCCUUCUUCUACCUCUCAAAGUACGCUCUGCCACACAUGAAGAGGGGCGCUACUAUCAUCAACAACGCCUCAAUCAAUGCCUACAUCGGUCGCCCAGAUCUUCUGGACUACACAUCGACCAAGGGCGCCAUCAUCUCUUUCACUCGUGGUUUGUCGAACCAGUUCGUUUCCAAGGGUAUCCGCGUCAACGCUGUCGCGCCUGGACCAGUAUGGACACCACUUAUUCCAGCGACGAUGAACGAGGAGGCAUUGAAGAACUUUACCGCGCCUAUUGGGAGGCCGUCUCAGCCCAGCGAGAUUGCAACAUGCUUUGUCUUCUUGGCCUCCAGUGACAGCAGUUCAAUUAGCGGACAGACCAUUCACGCCAACGGCGGAACUAUUGUUAGCGGUUAG